AUGGUAGAUUACAGCAAAUGGGAUAAACUGGAGGUCAGCGAAAGCGAGAAGGAUUCAGAGGAGGAGGAGUUAGCACCAAGAAAGCACCAGCUGCCCCCGCGCCCUCCCCCCAGCAGCAGCAGCAGCAGCAGCAGCAGCAGCAGCAGCAGCAGCAGCAGCAGCAGCAGCAGCAGCAGCAGCAAGAAGGGAAUAGAUUACAGCAAGUGGGAUAAUAUAGGAGAAGAAGAAGAAGAUGAAACACCGCAUGCACCGCGUGUUAGGCGUUUAGGGAAAGAUGAGGCGGUGACCAUUGGUCCAUUAGGUUUCGAUAUACAUACAAAAGAAGAAGCAGCAGCAAUACGCCAGCAGCAACAGCAGCAGAAGCAGCAGCAGCAGCAGCAGCAGCAGCAGCAGCAGAUGAGAGAGAGAGAAGAAAUGCUGCAGCAGUGGGUUGAGGAAGAACAACAAAAAACAAUAAAUGAAACGGGGAUGUCUUUUGAGGAUGCAUAUGAAUGGCCUCGUUGUGGUGUUGCUGCUGCUGCAGCAGCAGCAGCAGCAGCAGAAUUUCCAGCAGCAGCAGAAGAAGCAGCAGCAGCAGCAGCAGCAGCAGAUACAGCAGCAGCAGCAGCAGCAGGGGGUUAG
Eimeria mitis is the source of this 621-nucleotide messenger RNA. Its product is annotated as nuclear movement domain-containing protein, putative. The coding region runs from base 1 to 621 and encodes 206 amino acids. The record is from RefSeq and is a predicted model, not a curated record. NCBI's taxonomy places the organism in Eukaryota, Apicomplexa, Conoidasida, Eucoccidiorida, Eimeriidae. The transcript is spliced from 2 exons.